AUGGUUGGCCAGGUUCGAGUCAAGUAUCCAUACCCGCGGAGAUUUCAAAUCAUAUCAUGGAAACCACUAAGCAUUGUGCCGUUCAUUUUGGCCAGGGUCUUCAUCAGAAGUGAAAUCGAUACUUCAAGAAUAACUCGUCUGCGAAGCUGGGAAGUGUUUAAGACCAACGUUGAGGCUCAGGCCAAGCCGGAAGGAUCAAUCCUGGCUCAGCUAGUACUGAGCCUCAACACGAACCAGCAGGGGAGCUGCACGUCGGAGUUAUUCCCACGAGAAAACACCCUAGAAGCAUUAGUAAGGCAGAGAAAAGCUUACGGUGGAGAUGACGGCCGAAUUAUGUCGCUGAUAAGUGGAGUGAUUGUCAUGGCGGCCGGAAGAAUUCCGUUAGCGAACUCCACCAACUUCAGCUCGCAACGUGGUAAAAACGAGGCUAUCAAGAGUCAUGUUCAUACUGCUGUUGGUUUCAUUGGCUCACAGACAUAG
Fusarium fujikuroi IMI 58289 is the source of this 480-nucleotide messenger RNA. RefSeq lists its product as uncharacterized. NCBI's taxonomy places the organism in Eukaryota, Fungi, Ascomycota, Sordariomycetes, Hypocreales, Nectriaceae. The transcript has a single exon. Bases 1 to 480 code for a protein of 159 amino acids. The record is from RefSeq and is a predicted model, not a curated record.